AGGAGAAAGAAGAGCAGCAGGGGCAGGGGGAGGCGGCUGCGGCGGGGUCGGGGUCGGGGUUACCCCGUCUGCCGUUGCCCCGGGAACCGUCUCGGGCGCUUUGGGAUCCAUGGGGCGGCGGCGGCGCUAACGGCGGCCCCGGGGGGACCGGCAGGGGCCAUGGAGCCCCCGGCACGGCCCGGAGCCGACAUCCUGCGGCGGAACCCGCAGCACGACUACGAGCUGGUGCAGCGCGUCGGCAGCGGCACCUACGGCGAUGUCUACAAGGCUAGAAAUCUGCAUACAGGAGAACUGGCUGCUGUGAAAAUAAUCAAGUUAGAGCCUGGAGACGACUUUUCAUUAAUACAGCAGGAAAUCUAUAUGGUUAAAGAAUGCAAGCAUUGCAACAUUGUCGCCUAUUUUGGGAGCUAUCUCAGCCGUGAGAAGCUGUGGAUAUGCAUGGAAUACUGCGGUGGGGGAUCCCUCCAAGAUAUUUACCACGUGACAGGACCUCUGUCGGAGUUACAAAUCGCAUAUGUGUGCAGAGAGACAUUACAGGGCCUUGCUUAUUUGCAUAUGAAGGGCAAAAUGCACAGAGAUAUAAAGGGUGCAAAUAUUCUCCUAACGGACCAUGGAGAUGUCAAGUUAGCUGACUUCGGUGUAGCAGCAAAAAUAACAGCGACCAUCGCGAAGAGGAAAUCAUUUAUUGGUACCCCUUACUGGAUGGCUCCAGAAGUUGCGGCAGUGGAGAAGAACGGUGGAUACAACCAGCUGUGUGAUAUCUGGGCCGUUGGCAUCACAGCAAUUGAACUUGCUGAGCUUCAGCCACCCAUGUUUGAUCUUCACCCGAUGAGGGCUUUGUUUUUAAUGUCAAAAAGCAAUUUUCAGCCGCCAAAGCUAAAGGAAAAAGCAAAAUGGUCAUCAACGUUCCAUAAUUUUGUCAAAAUAGCACUUACAAAAAAUCCAAAGAAGAGACCGACAGCGGACAGACUCCUUUCUCAUAGCUUUGUGGGGCAGCCUGGUCUUUCAAGAUCUUUAGCGGUUGAGCUGUUGGACAAAGUUAAUAAUCCUGACAACCAUACACACUACAAUGAAGUUGAUGAUGAUGAUUUUGAGCCUCACUCCGUUAUCCGCCAUACGAUUCGCUCUACAAACAGGAACAUUCGGGCUGAAAGGACAGCAUCAGAGAUCAACUUCGACAAACUGCAGUUUGAGCCCCCUCUGCGGAAAGAAACAGAAGCUCGGGAUGAAAUGGUCGUGGCAGCCGGCACCGACUUUGCUUCACAUUGGAAUCCUUUUGUUGAUGGUGGAAGCAGUAGGGGACUGCUUACCAAAUUUGGCGACGGGAGUGAAGAUGUUGAAGAGUCAACGCUGAAGCGAGCAGGGCCACCUCCGCUGCCUCCUAAGCCGAGAAUAAACAGUUAUCCCGAGGAAAACCUCCCAGAUGAUGAGAAAUGUCAGACAAUAAAACAUUUCCCAGACUCGCAGAACAGAGCUCCGCCACCACACAGGAGACAAAGCAUCCCUGUUUGCGGGCCUCAGGCCGAUUCUUCCCCUGUGGGUAUGACCAGCAGCAUCAGUAGCCCUGGAUUGCUCACGGCGAGAUACAGCGACUUAGGAAACGGCCAUGGCAUGCUGAAACUCAUUGAGGAAAAUGCAGAGGGGUCUGGACAAAUCCCCCAGCUGCCACGUAAAAAAGAGAAAAGAGAUUUUCCUAAGCCAGCGAUCAAUGGUUUGCCACCAACACCGAAGGUUCUGAUGGGAGCAUGUUUUUCCAAAGUCUUUGACGGUUGUCCUUUAAAGAUUAACUGUGCGACAUCGUGGAUACACCCAGAUACUAAAGAUCAGUACAUUAUCUUUGGCACAGAGGAGGGUAUCUAUACCUUGAAUUUGAAUGAACUUCACGAAGCAACAAUGGAACAGUUAUUUCCCCGAAAGUGCACCUGGCUGUAUGUUAUCAACAACACCUUAAUGUCCUUGUCAGGGAAAACAUUCCAGCUCUACUCCCAUAAUUUAAUAGCUUUGUUUGAACAAGCCAAAAAAACAGGAUUAGCUGCUCACAUUCAAACCCAUCGGUUCCCUGACAAAAUAUUACCCAGGAAGUUUGCCUUAACGACAAAGAUCCCCGAUACGAAAGGAUGCCACAAAUGUUGUAUAGUACGAAAUCCGUACACAGGACACAAGUACCUGUGUGGCGCAUUGCAGUCUGGAAUCGUUCUGCUACAGUGGUAUGAGCCGAUGCAGAAAUUCAUGCUAAUAAAGCACUUUGAUUUCCCUUUGCCAAGCCCUCUGAAUGUCUUUGAAAUGCUGGUGAUCCCAGAGCAGGAGUACCCGAUGGUCUGCGUGGCGAUCAGUAAGGGUGCUGAGCCAAAUCAGGUGGUUCAGUUUGAGACAAUCAACUUGAACUCUGCGUCCUCGUGGUUUACAGAAAUCGGUGCAGGCAAUCAGCAGCUGGAUGCCAUUCAUGUAACGCAGCUGGAAAGGGACACCGUCCUGGUCUGCCUGGACAAAUUUGUGAAAAUAGUGAAUUUACAAGGGAAGUUGAAGUCAAGCAAGAAAUUGGCCUCUGAGCUGAGCUUUGAUUUCUGCAUUGAGUCAGUGGUGUGCCUUCAAGACAGUGUGCUGGCCUUCUGGAAACACGGCAUGCAGGGCAAAAGCUUUAAGUCAGAUGAAGUUACCCAAGAGAUAUCGGAUGAAACCAGGGUUUUCCGCUUGCUGGGAUCAGACAGAGUGGUGGUGUUGGAAAGCAGACCGACCGAGAACCCCACGGCACACAGCAACCUCUACAUCCUGGCCGGGCAUGAGAACAGUUACUAAGCAACAGUAACCCAACGCACAUAACAGAGUGGAUUUGCCACGCGAGGAACAAAGAAGCAUUAGGAAACUCAGUACGAGCGGGACUGUGACUUACUGUUUCUUUUCUUGACACCUAAAUAUUGUCAUUUUAGGGUGGAAAUCAAUACAUUUUUCGCAGCUGGGAACAGCUGGUUCUGUCUCUUUGCCACUGUGUGGUUGGUUAUAUCGAGUUUGCUUAAUAAAAGCGGUGAGGUUAGUAGCCCUUUACUCGUUAGUUCUAGGGAAACGGAGCCUUUAACAAAUGGUUUGCAUUAAAGGUGCCAUAAAGUGUUAAAUAUUUUACUUCCCUUGGGAUUUUCCUCCUGUUCUGUAGAUACAGACACAGUGCUGGCUGUUUCCCGGUUUUAUACUGAGACUUAUUCUUAAUUAAAAAGGUUUGUGUAGGGAUUGAGAGGUAUCUGCAAAGCUUUUGGGUUUUAAAUCUGCCAUUCGGUAUGGCUUUGUAUAAUAGACUAUUUAAUCCUUAUUUAUUAAUCUGCUGCUAGGACGGUGUAAUGUAUCUAACUUUUAGCGAAGGAAGGUUGCAGAGCAGCUUACAGGUGUUUUUUUUUUACCGUUGUAUAAAGAUUUGAUCAUUCUUUUUUCUCGUAGGGAUGUAGUGCGUUACCGAGGGGUGCGUUACAACGUCGGUUGAUCUUGUAAAAAUGCAGUUUUGUACAACAAAAGUAUUUUGUAUUGAUUUUUUUUUUUUUUUUUGGCUUGCGGAAUUGCCAUAAAAGGGAUUUUCUUAUUUCCUACGAGCUGUAAGGUGUGUGUACACAAACCAGAACGUUGAUAGCAGACGUGUUGCUACGGGGUGGGUGUGUACAAUAAAACAGAUGUGUGCGUGUGCGUUCAGGUGACCGGCAAUGUGUAUUUAUAUAUAUAUAUACUUUUAUAUAUAUAUAAAAGUACAAUAGCUAUAUGCUUUAUUUUCAUAAAUUAGGGCUAAGCCUUGGGAGGUGAAAUGGAAAUUGUACCUGGUCGCCAUCCUUGAUGAAUGAAAGUAUCCUGUAUCCGACUGCCCACGACGUGUAGUUUAUUUAUGCUAUUCCGGUGGGGAGCCCGCAGCGUAACCGGCCUCGCCAGCCGUGUUGUUGGCACUGCGGUCAGUCCGACAGCCGCUCGGAGAGGGCUUUUCCCCGGCUGGGUAGUAUAAAUAAAUAUGAUAAAACCUAGUAUUCUAUAUUAAAGCUUUCGAUCACUUUUUCCCUUUCUCUGUUUUGCCACCUGCAUUUUUCUUUCUUUCUCCAUGAAAGAGUCCCAGCGGUUCCUUUCGCCUUCCUCAUUAAUUACACUUCUCGAGGUACCGUUCAAUACAAACACAGACUGACUGCAGGAGAGCAUCUGGUUUUACUACCUCACGUGAACGUGCUGGUUCUGCUGUCGGCAAACACGAUCCGCAGGCAGGUACAGCGGCAGCGCGCGGACAUUUGAACCCAGGGAAUUUUAACCGAAGCCCUGCAGCACCCGCUGCCUCUUGGGUGUCUGCGAUCGGCUCCCUUAGCCAAGGCAGGGCAGAACUUCGCACCUCACUCUAUAAAGCAGCCAAGGGAAGGGCGGUACGAGGGCUUUGCCGCUCCGACGGUCCCGCUGGCACCGUUUGGUCUCACCUCACUGGGCUGUCGGCACCAGACGGUGCGAUUCAUAAUGGAAGAGGGGCAGAGCCGGCCUGGCACAGGCGAGGACUCAGUGACGUCUGCUUGUUACCAGGGGCAGCUGCAGUUUGUGUUCUGGAGGCCUGGAAGGGAAAAAUAGACCUGCGCACAAUUUUAUCCACUUAGCGUUGUCAUUCAAAAUUAAUUCUCAUUACUGACUUGAUAUUUAAAUCAAGUUGAGCUUUUCACUUCUGAGACUGUCGCGAAGUUUAAUUAAUAGUGUACAGGUAAAACUUAAAAAACGAUCCGCAGUUAUGUUUUAAGUGGCCGGCUCUAACUUAAUCAGCGGCAUUGAAAGCAGGACGUGUAAUUUCUGUGUCUUAAAGAAAUCGAGCUCUCUAGUACUGAAAUUACUUCCCGGUAGGGAACAGCAGUUGGUGAUUAACUCUAAGGGUCGAACUCUGUCUGCAAAGACUUGAAAACAAAGACAAGGUGAGGCACCGGGUGGAGAUAUUGUAGGGUAAAUGCUUUCACUUAAUUUACCUCAUCCAGUGCAAACAGAACUCACGUUCUCCUUGCAAACACUUACAGAGCUCUAAGGAACUGGAGAAAUCUGUAAAUCAACUGGGAAUAUUGCUGGGGAGUAACUGGAGUAAAUGACACCGUCAUGCCAACAUCACGAGCUGAAGGCGUUUGUCUUUAAAUGACUGGUGAACCAUAAAACAACUCUGGAAAGCCCUCCUGGAACCAAACCUUUGAGCUGUGGAAGCGUUUCUGGUGGCACAUCCUGAAACACUUUCUCUGGUCUGGGUUUAAGGGCGUUUUUUGUGUGCUCUGCAAGAUCCUGUUCCCUAGCGUCCAACCUCACUUAGUGGUUUAGCGUGUGUCGUAGCUGAACCAGCCAGUCCGGGUGGCUCCGAGUAGUGUCGUUUGCAUUUGUUACUUUGGUUUUGUCCAUAUCUUUGUCUGGUUUUGUGACAUUUCAACCUAGGUUGAGAAAGCCGCGUGUGCGGGUUUGGAGUUGAUGACACAAAAGGUUGCUCACCCCUACUCUUGACGGACGUCAAAGGAUUCGUUAUUCGGUGCACAAGGUUCAUGUGUUCAACUUGAAAGCCUUAACCCAGGCUCCUGCUGCUCUUUCAAGUACAAACAGUGUUGAAAAUCAGCCUGUGGAUGAGUUCUUGAUUCAUCAUAACUGAGAAACACAACAGUAAUUGUGAUGAGACCUCUUUAAAAGCCAAAAGGUACAGCGCGCCGGUGAGCCACUGCGUCUCUGAAGGGAAAGGACAGAGGGAGAGACUUUGGAAAUGUACUUUUUACCUUCUUUAGUCGUUCGGUUGUAACGGAGACUCUAACUGCACUCCUCCAGUUUGCGUAACCAGGUGUCGUUCUGCGUAGUUUUCUGUUGCAGUUCAUUUCAGUCUAUGCCAAAUAAACUGUGCUGUAUUCCAUACCGGGACGUGGUGU
This is a messenger RNA of Cuculus canorus (common cuckoo), 5879 nucleotides long. It is a transcript of the gene MAP4K5, whose product is annotated as mitogen-activated protein kinase kinase kinase kinase 5. Gene Ontology annotation, molecular function: ATP binding; MAP kinase kinase kinase kinase activity. Lineage: Eukaryota; Metazoa; Chordata; Aves; Cuculiformes; Cuculidae. The record is from RefSeq and is a predicted model, not a curated record. The coding region runs from base 160 to 2796 and encodes 878 amino acids. Gene Ontology annotation, biological process: protein phosphorylation. The transcript is spliced from 32 exons.